AUGCAUAUCGCGCAUGCGUAGGUCACGUGACCCCCGUCUGUCAACACGAGUGUUCGUAGGUGUAGGGAAGCUGUAAGAUGCAAGCGAGUCAUGACCUGCGUGUUUUCAUCUCGGUUGCCUUUUUAGAACGCAGAGGACAAGCGCUCUUGUCAGCAUUUAAACCACGGAGUGCACGCCCAAAUGCCAUCGACGUCUCGGGCAAGAAACUGGGGUUGUUGCGUUAGCUUAGCGUAGAAUGGUUAGCUUGAAGGCUGGGGAGUUAAGCUAGGAGAGCAGCAUCACUUGUUGUGACGGUGUCUCUUUGAACAUAAUUUAGGGACUUGCUUAAUUCUACGUAUGCACAGGGUUCCUGUUGAAUUACAAGCAUGUUUACUGCGUCCAAAUUACCCGGGUUCCGUUCGGUGACUUUGUCUACUUUCUGAGUUCGAGAGAGCAAAUGUCAUCCGCCAAGCCUUUUUGUUUUUUAAGUCGCAAUUGAUGUUACAGAACAACGUUACUUAAAGGUUCCCUGGCCCCAUUGAGUUUAGAGCUACUUCAUACAUGUCUGAAUCGGGAUAAUAAAUAUGAAAGGUCUACAUCUCUCACACAAGACUGUGCAGCUUCCCUUAUCGAUUAGCUGACUAACAUCUGCCGCAGCCGGGGGAGGAGUGAGCAGUCCUCUGCCUGUGAGCAAGGAGAAACCGUCCGAAGGUCCCCCACCUCCCAUCCUUCAAUAUCUUGGGCCUGCUGCAUAUAUUUCAAAUAAUGGGUGCUAGUGGGCUGCACACGCUGUCCAAACAGGGCGACGUGGCAGUAGCAGGACUGUCAGUAGGGUCGAUCAGCAACACGUCCUUGGGGCUGACCCCUGCUCCUGACAACAGGGGUUGCGAGAAUGGCGCCCUGAUGGACUCGUUUGGGAUCUUCCUCCAAGGUGUCCUUGCUAUGAUGGCUUUCAGCAUUCUCAUGUUGAAACGGUUCCGGGAGCCCAAACACGAGAGGAGACCAUGGAGGAUCUGGUUCUUGGAUACUUCCAAACAGGCUAUUGGAAUGCUCUUCAUCCACUUUGCCAAUGUUUACCUUUCAGACCUCACUGAGGAGGAUCCCUGCUCGUUAUACCUCAUUAACUUCCUAUUGGAUGCUUCUCUGGGCAUGUUGUUCAUCUAUGCUGGCAUACGAGCCGUUAGUGCAGUUGUCGAGUGGAGGCAAUGGGAGUCUCUCCGUUUUGGAGAGUACGGAGAGCCUAUACAGUGCACAGCAUGGUUGGGUCAAUGUAUUCUCUACAUCCUCAUCAUGAUGUUUGAGAAAGUCCUUAUCAUGCUGGUCCUCCUCAUCCCCCAAUGGAAGAAGCUGGCGCUCCUCAACCCCAUAGACAAUCCUGACUUGGAACUGGCCCUUGUCAUGCUCAUCGUUCCAUUCUUUGUUAACGCCCUUAUGUUUUGGGUGGUUGACAAUUUCCUUAUGAAGAAGCACAGGACCAAAGCAAAGCUGGAGGAGCGGGAAGAAGAUUCACGAGGGAACGGCAAGGUGCGCUACAGACGAGCUCUGUCCCACGACGACUCGGAGUCAGAGAUCCUUUUUUCAGCAGACGAUGAAAUGGAUGAGUCGGACGAGGACGAUGUUCGGCGCCUCACGGGUCUGAAGACGAUUAAAAAGAAGAAGCUGCGCAUGGGUAUCCCCGUUUGACUGAGUGCCUUGGUCAAAACUGGGCCAGCAACAAACAUUCCCUCACUUCCUCUGCAGACAACUCAAAAAUCCAUUCAAAAAUAGGAACCCCUUUAAUGGCAGUCUUUGAAGUACCCUGAAUGAUUCCUGGAGGUUAAACACACCUGGAUUGUUUUUUUUUUAUUUGUUGGAUAUUGACAUGAAACACGUGUGAGUGUGGUGUGAGUAUACUGGGAAAAUACAGUCCAUAAUGCUGGGCUAAUUCCGAUAUGUGAACUGCUGUGACGUCGUGUCACCGAACUAAUCUAUGACCGUAGAAGAGGAGUCACCAUACACCUUCGUUCUGUCUUGUGUAUUCUUUUUACGGAUUUCAUUUGUUUUCUCCUGUUGAUGUCCCAACCAUUUUAUUUGUGGGCCAAAAGGUUGACUAUGCUUUGCUCCAAAAGUGUUCUUUACCCAUAAUUCUUUUGCACAAUUGAUCACAUUGUUUCUCUUUCCUUCGGUGUUUCUUUGGCACUGCCACGUGCCAGAGUGACAUUACCAGCAAGUCUUUUGUUUGCUAGUUUUGAUGUGAUUUUGUUUAGUUUAACCAGACCUUUGGAUGUUCAAGCAUGAUGGGGAAUUCAGGAGGCUCGGAUAUGUAGAAUGUGAUGAGCAUAGACCUCGAUACUGUUAAGUGACUGUGGACCAAACAGUUGGGGAAAGGGUGUUGUGUGAAAUGUAUUCCUGUGUGAUUGUGUUUGCAGUUAAUGUGAAUGAUGCAGCCCUUUAAAGUAAAUGGAGCAACAUAUUAACUGUGACUGUGAUGAUACAGCACAAUUGUGGACAAUUUCACGGUAGCACGAAAAAGGGACUGUAUUUGAAAGGAGGAAAUCUUUGGCAUGUUUAUCUAGACCUUGACAAGGAGAUGGAUUGUUUGUUUUACAUUUUGCAAAAUUAUUCAGAAAAGAGGGAACGAUAGUGAGAUAUCAUUCGAAUAGAUUCCCCAAUAAAGAAUUGUCCCAAUA
Syngnathoides biaculeatus (alligator pipefish) is the source of this 2648-nucleotide messenger RNA. RefSeq names its product STIM activating enhance (gene stimate). Lineage: Eukaryota; Metazoa; Chordata; Actinopteri; Syngnathiformes; Syngnathidae. The coding region runs from base 745 to 1662 and encodes 305 amino acids. Gene Ontology annotation, biological process: activation of store-operated calcium channel activity. The transcript is spliced from 8 exons. The record is from RefSeq and is a predicted model, not a curated record. Gene Ontology annotation, molecular function: calcium channel regulator activity. Gene Ontology annotation, cellular component: membrane; cortical endoplasmic reticulum.